Messenger RNA from Ambispora gerdemannii, 2505 nucleotides. The record is from the annotation of a GenBank genome assembly. Lineage: Eukaryota; Fungi; Glomeromycota; Glomeromycetes; Archaeosporales; Ambisporaceae.
AUGACGAAAAUAGAACAUAUAAAAAAAGCCGGGAAAGUUGUUGGAUGCAUACUAAAAAAAUUAAAGCAGGAAAUAAAACCUGGCGUUUCCGGAAAAUAUUUAGAUAAAUUAGCACACCAAUUAAUGGACGAACAAAAAGUUCAGUCAUCUAGCCUUAAUUACAAAGGUUUUUCAGCCUCUAUUUGCGUUUCUCUUAAUCAUGAACUAACCCAUGGCAUACCGGACGAACGGGUUUUUCAAGAUGGUGAUUUAGUUUCUAUUGAUGUUGCUUGUAGUUGUCAAGGCUAUCAUGCUGAUGCUGCUUUGACUACUAUUGUUGGUGAGGGAGAUGAAAAAAAAAGAAAUUUAUUAAAUGUAACUAAAAAUAGUUUAUAUUAUGUGAUUCAAAAAAUCAUACCUAAUAAGACUACUACUCAAGAUAUCGGCGCUAUGUUAGAAAAAUACAUAAGGACUCGUGGUUAUUACCCAAUUAAAGAAUAUGGCGGACAUGGUAUUGGCGAAAAUCUUCACCAAGAACCCUUUAUCCCUAAUUAUAAAACUCUCGAUAAAGGAGAAAUUAUUAAAGAGGGAAUGUUUAUUUGUAUUGAGCCAUUGGUUCAGAUUGGUGAUGCGGAAACGAAUAAAGAAUUUUUCCCCACUCAAGGUAAAGUAAUUGAACUAAUAAACAAAAAAGAAUUUCGCGUUAAGUGUGACAAUGGAAGAAUAGUUAAGGCUAAUGUGGCCUCUCGUUUUCGCACCAAACAAGGACGCCGAAGAGCCAAAAUUGUCGAAGGAGACAGAGUAGUAGUAGAAAUAAUCAUGGCCGAGCCGGAAAAGGGACAGAUUGUUUCCCUGUUCGAUCAAAAUAAUGUGCCGUACUUGUCAAGUUAUCAAAAGAAAAGGCCAUCGUUAUGUUUAUUGUCAAGUAAAUCCGAAGCACAAGCAAAGGCAAGGAAUAUUUUAAUCGCUCUCACUUAUGUUUAUGGCAUUGGAAUGUCCCUAGCUCGUGAGAUAAUUAAUAAGACUAAAAUUUUUGGUCAAAAGAAGACUCGUGACUUAACCGAGGGAGAAAUCAAGUUAAUUAAUGAAGAAAUUAAGCAUUUUUCCACCGAAGGAGAAUUAAAAGAAAAGAUUCAAAGGAAUAUCAGCGAACAAAUUCGGCUUGGUACCUAUCAAGGAUUAAGACGUUCUCGCAAACCCAAUCCUUUGCCAAUUCAUGGUCAGAGAACGCGACACAAUGCUCGCACAGCCAAAGGUCGUGGUACUGUUAGUGGUCAUUUUAGUUUUAAUAACACUAUUCUUAAUUUGGCCAAAGAAAAUGGUGAAGUCCUAACUCAGGUAAGUCCAGGCAGCAUCGGUUUUCGUGGUACCAAAAAAUCUACUCCUUAUGCGGCACAAAAGACGGCUGAAGAGAUAAUUAAAAGGGCUUCCGAAUACGGAAUUUAUAAUAUUAAAUUACAAGUCAAAAAAAUUGGUGCUGGUCGAGAUGCAGUGAUUAAGAAAAUGCUGGAAUCAUCCUCCUUAAACGUGGAAGAAAUAAUUGAUAAAACUCCUAAUCCUCAUGGCGGCUGCCAAAUAGAAGAAAUAAUCACCAAAAAUAAACCUCAUAGUUCUUCUUUUGUUUUUCGCCAUUUGCCUUCAGGCAUGGGGGUAACUAUCGGCAAUUAUUUGCGCCGUGUUCUUCUGCAAUAUAUUAGCGGAAUAGCCCCAUUGGGAGCAACAAUUAUUGAUAAUAAUGGUCCAGCGAAAAGUGAACUCAGUACUCUAGUGGGAGUAGCAGAAACAACUCCUUAUCUAAUUAUUAACUUGAAAAAAAUUAUUGUUGAAGAAAAGAAAAAAAAAGAAGGAAUUUUUUUCCUAAAAUUGAAUAUCGAGAACAAAGAAAAGAAGGAAAAAAUAAUUACCGCCGGCGAUUUUCAACCAGACAAAGAUAUCGAAAUUAAAAACCCGGAACUUUAUUUGGCUACUCUUGCUCCUGCGGCUAAUGAAGAAGAUAUUAUUGCUUUCGAUACCGAUUAUUCGCCAAUUAAAGGUGGUCAAGUAAAUUUCCAAGUAAAUUCAGUAGUGAUUAGUCCAACCAAAAAAGAAGAGGAAUUGAUCCUUACCAUAAAUACUGACGGUGCUAUUAAGCCAAAAAAAGCACUCCAAGAAGCUUUGGAAGUGUCGCAAAACUCAUUUAAUGAAAUUGCUAAUCUAAUCAAUGUGGCUGACACUAUUUUGCACGAGAAGGUGGAAACUAGUUUACCAAUGGCUCGCAGUCUCACUAAAUUAUUGGCAAAACUGAAUUCGGGAGUAAUGAAUAAGCUGUUUACUGAGUUGAAAGAUAGAUAUCAAGAAAGAAAAGGAAAAAUUAUAGGCCUAGUUAGCUCAGCGGUAGAGCGUCCGGCUGUUAACCGCAAAAAGAAGAUGAAAUUUUUCAAUGAACGAGAGCCAAAAGAAUAUCACGGAUUUUUGGUAGAUUACCCAGAGACUAUACCUGAUGAAUAUCUCUGUUCUGCCGAAAAUAAAAGACAAAAAGCUCUCUGA